UAAACCGCUGCGGGUAAGAGGUCAGGCCGAUUUCCUAUGCCCCUCAGAGCGCCUAGCACUGCUACCUCACCGCAGCAUCCAGGGACAAUGUGACCCAUCUCCGGAUCACCUUCAGCCGCUAGUUGGGACUGUUCAAAGUGGAAAGCGGUGCCAGUGGAGUGCACCAGCUACGUCGCCUGGCUGCGGCAAAACAUCUCUGCACUUAGCAGCUGCACUGGGCGACCGUGUUUUUUGAGCCAUGCGACAGUGGUGCCUCCCGGCCGUGGCCCCACACACCGAACCGCUCCCUACGGGCCGACUGUCUCCUCCAAUCUCAGAUGCCAGGAUGGAGUGCUGUGAGGUGGAGCCACGCUACACCAUUGAGCAGAUUGACCUGCUCCAGCGCCUGCGCCUUUCAGGCAUGACCAAGCCGCAGAUCAUCCAGGCUCUGGACUCCCUGGAGCGGCUAGACUCAGACCAUCGCUCCCCUGGCCACACCGCCACCACCACAGUCGCCUCCACCUACAGUGACAGCCACCCCAUGGCCGCCACCGCUGCUGCUCCACCACAGAACGUGGUGUCCAACGCCCAGGUGGUGGCCUCGUCCUACUCUUCCUCCUCCUCCUCUUCCUCCCUCACCUCCGCCACGACGCAGACCCCUGUGAUCGAGGCGGCGCUGUCGCCUACCAACAGCUACGAGGCGUCGCCUCCGCCCCUCUACCCACCCAGCGGAGCGCAGCGCUCCUUCAGCUACGACCUUCCUGAAGAGGACUGGGACCUAGAGGAGAAGGUUGAGGAGUACAUGAGGAGAGACAGCAACCUGGUAAAGGAGGAAAUCAAGGCGUUCCUGAACAACAGGAGGAUCUCUCAGGCCAUCGUCGGACAGGUCACAGGUAUUAGCCAAAGCUACAUCUCCCAAUGGCUGCUGCAGCAGGGCUUGGAGAUGAGUGACUCCAAACGGAGGGCCUUCUACCGCUGGUACCUGCUCGAACGGAACAGCCCAGGAGGACUGAGGUGGAACGAAAGCCAGCACGCUCAGCAACAGCAGCAGCAGCAGCAGCAGCAGCAGGCCGCUAGGAGCAGGAGUGACGCCCCCUGGAGCAGGCAGAGGGAACUGCUGCUGCACCUGCUGCCCUGGUAUUCUGCUGCCCACCAGCAGGCCCAGACAGGUGCCACCCUCUCCAUGCGGUCCCUGGUGAAGGAGGAACCUGAUUGGAGGAUGGGUGGUAGCCCCGCAGACCGGGGCAUCAUGAGCGGGCCAUUCCGGCUGCGCAGGGGCAGCCGCUUCACCUGGAGGAAAGAGUGCCAGUCCAUCAUGGAGAGUUUCUUCAUGGAGAACCAGUACCCUGAUGAGGCCAAGAGAGAGGAGAUUGCCAACGCCUGCAACUCCGUCAUCCAGAAACCAGGCUGCAAGCUGUCGGAGUUUGAGCGCGUCACGGCACUGAAGGUGUACAACUGGUUCGCCAACCGCCGCAAGGAGAUGAAGAGACGCGCCAACAUUGAGGCAGCCAUUUUGGAGAGCCAUGGCAUAGAGGUGCCCAGCCCCAGCUGUCACUCAAACGGGGAGGAGGCCGAGCCACAGGAGUUUGGCGAGCAGGUGCCUCAGCGCUUUACUGAACAGGAGGAGUUGUCUGUGAGGAAGGACCCUGAGCAGGACGCUGGUCCCCUGGUGGCCAUGGAGGUGGCCCCCCUGCCCAGCCCCCCCACCUCCACCUCCACCUCCACCUCCCAGCUGGAGCAGAAGUUCGACCAGGAGUCCAAACGAGAAGCUGUGGACGAGGAGUGAGUCACUGGCCCGGUCGGAUCAUCUAGUAUAUAGAGGCCGCUUGUUCGUUCGUCCGCUCGACCGUUUUGCUCGACCACUCAUUCCAGGUGACUCCAGGCGGACCUCCUUUGUUUGUUUGGCUUGCGGUCCUUCUUUGGCACGGUGUGUCUCCUCUCCUUCCACCCCUGCAACAUACCUGCCAUGAAGGUCGCACCAAAAAAAAAAAAAAAAAACGAACUCUUGUGCCUCCCGCUCAGUGGUCCUGCCCCCACUCCACUCGAGGCCUCUGUGUGUAGCUACGGGAAAUACCAAUGCUUCUAGUACCGGCAAUAUUUAUCUCUAUCUCUUAUCGAUCUAUAUAUCGUGCAUUCCAAGGGGUCCUCUCUCUUAGACAGGAGGGACAAGAAGCUGACUUGGUGCAAACACACACCCACACACACACACACCCUAUAGUGUCUCCUCUUCUCCUCUCACACCUCUCUCGCUUUAUGGUAAAGCCUCAAUCCUCACACGCUCUCUGUCUUUUUCUCUAGCUCUCUCCUUUCUUCCUUCCUUCCUUCCUUCCUUCCUUGGUACAUUGCUUUCUUUCUUUACUGUAAAACCUCACAUGCUCUUUCUCUCUCUCUCUCUCUCUCUCUCUCUCUCUCUCUCUCUCUCUCUCUCUCUCUCUCUCUCUCUCUCUCCCUUCCUUCCUUCCUCAGUACAUUUCUCUCUUCACGGUAAAGCCUCUCUCUUUUGCUCUUUCUCUCUCCCCCCCACCCCCUUCCUUCCUCAGUACACUGACUCUCACUGUUCAUAUGGGUUAGCGGUGCAAGCUUACUGCAGAUGGACUAAUAAUGCUUAAGGGAUCAUUUAUAGUCCAGGUCACAAGUGUCUCCCCUCAAACUCAGCAUUGUUGUCAAUCUCUUCACAUGUCUUGCUUGUAGACAUGCAAAGGAAUCCAAAUUAUGUUUCUCACAAUCCCGUGUGUACUGUGUCCCGGUAGGCAAUGCAAACCACUCCCCAGUAGUCCUUUUAAAAAACAAUGGGAGACUGACCUCUAACCAAUUUUACCCAAAAUGGGAAAAGGUAUUUCUUCUUUUACAACUCUACUAAACAAACGAACAAAACAAAACACACACACACACACACACACACACACACACAUCUCACGAUAUCAUGCUGCUUAAUAUUUUUAUACGUAGUUCUUAUAGUUCUUUAUAGUCAUUCAAAAAAAACAACUCAAAAAGCAAAUCAUGUGUUUUCUAGUUCAAGUUCUAGUGUCUGAACUGUGAGUUGCUUAUCUAUCAGUAUGCGAGUGGCAGUUUUGAAUCGAUUCCUGAAAAUGUGCUACUCAGCAGUUCCCCAAGCAUAGUGUUUUUGCCCUGUGAGUUGGUCUAGCCCUGGUCACAUCCUGUAAGGUUGCUACAACAGGUAGUUACUAUAUAGUCACAUGGUCUAUCAAACAGCUUCCUUGGCGGAGGUCUGCACUCUCAGAGUGCAUUCUAGUUAGGACUAAAAUGUUCAUGUUAGUCUGGCUCGCCAGGCUAGUACGGUAUUUCACAUCAUGUUUAAUCAAGCGACACUUGUGACCCGGACUAUACCUUGGCCAAGACUGAAUAAAGAUUUGAGCUGAAAACCUGCAGGACAGGAGUAUGCCUCGGAUAUAAUAGAUGGAAUGGCCAUGUUACAUGCAGUAUAAUCGCUACAGUACACUGGGCUUCUCAACGUAUUCCUCUCAGUGUUGUGGUGAUAGCAGGGUGGGUAGCAGGAUCUUACUUUGCCCUAACAUGAUGAUGAGCAACAACUCAGGAAAUCUUGGGCAGAAAAUGAGAGCAAAAACAAAAAAUAAUUGAAAAAUAAAAGGUAAAAAUAAAUAUGUAAAUGCAUUUAAUAGUUUUAACAAGUGGGUUCUCGACUCUUACAGCCACGGUGGCUUUCUUCUGAGAGUGUAUGGACACUGAGUUGGUGUGCCAUAUUGCGUUAUAUGUUAUAUUUUAUGUUAUUUUUUUAUAUAUCUAUCUUUUUAAGUUGGAGUGCUUUCUAGAAUUGUGCAUGAUCAAGCUUGUGCUGCCAAAAAGGCAUCGCAUUUCAUGCCGUUUCCUUUCUUAUUAUUCUUUUAUUUUUAUUUCCUUAGUAGAAAACUACACACAGCCCUCUCAGGGCUCUAAAAUGACUGGGUAAUUAUAAAAAACAAUACAACUGUAUUUUUGUUU
This is a messenger RNA of Engraulis encrasicolus (European anchovy), 3939 nucleotides long. RefSeq lists its product as uncharacterized. Gene Ontology annotation, cellular component: nucleus. The record is from RefSeq and is a predicted model, not a curated record. Gene Ontology annotation, biological process: positive regulation of DNA-templated transcription. The transcript has 12 exons. Gene Ontology annotation, molecular function: double-stranded telomeric DNA binding. Lineage: Eukaryota; Metazoa; Chordata; Actinopteri; Clupeiformes; Engraulidae. Bases 239 to 1765 code for a protein of 508 amino acids.